This is a messenger RNA of Suillus discolor, 372 nucleotides long. RefSeq lists its product as uncharacterized. The transcript has a single exon. The record is from RefSeq and is a predicted model, not a curated record. NCBI's taxonomy places the organism in Eukaryota, Fungi, Basidiomycota, Agaricomycetes, Boletales, Suillaceae. Bases 1 to 372 code for a protein of 123 amino acids.
AUGUUUGCUCGCUUUGCACGCAUUGGUGUCGGUCAUCAAAUUCAGUAUGUCUUGCCAAUUGCAACUGAUGAUGAAGAUUUUAUCGGGCGCCUGAGCAAUGAUGACGAACCUUUGGAUGAGGGUGAUCUGGAACCUACGACAAGCAGCACCGUUGAGUCCCGCAUUAAUGAGCACCAGAAUCGAGCUCAAGGGGAAAUAACCGAUGAUGAAGAAGACAGUGGAUCCGAUGCAUGGGAUGAUGAAGACGAGGAUACAUCAAUGAGUGACGAGGAUGAUGAAGACGAGGAUACAUCCAUGAGUGACGAGGAUAAUGAAGACGAGGAUACAUUCAUGAGCGACUCGGAUGAUGAAGGGCCAGACUUCAAAUUUUAG